This is a messenger RNA of Cucumis sativus (cucumber), 1503 nucleotides long. Its product is annotated as farnesyl pyrophosphate synthase 1. The record is from RefSeq and is a predicted model, not a curated record. The transcript is spliced from 12 exons. Lineage: Eukaryota; Viridiplantae; Streptophyta; Magnoliopsida; Cucurbitales; Cucurbitaceae. The coding region runs from base 232 to 1260 and encodes 342 amino acids. Gene Ontology annotation, biological process: trans, trans-farnesyl diphosphate biosynthetic process. Gene Ontology annotation, molecular function: (2E,6E)-farnesyl diphosphate synthase activity; dimethylallyltranstransferase activity. Gene Ontology annotation, cellular component: cytoplasm.
AUACCUCUCCUUCCCUUCGUCAAAGCCGAGAGGAAUAGAAAGAACCUCGCCUUCUCUCACUUAGUCCUACCAAUUUGCAAUUUCAACUGGCAUAUGAGAAGUUGCAUUCCCAACAUUUUCCAUCCUUGAAAUUCAAUUUUCAAGCUACAUCGAUCCUUCAUUCUUCUAGGUUUUCUUUUUCAUUUCUCUAUCUUCCUCUCUCUCUGUGUCUUCUUCAUUUCUCUCUCUUCUAUGGCGGAUCUCAAGUCAACCUUCCUCAAGGUCUACUCGGUUCUGAAAUCUGAGCUUCUUCAGGACCCUGCGUUUGAGUUUACGGAUGCUUCUCGCCAAUGGGUCGAACGGAUGCUGGACUACAAUGUGCCUGGAGGUAAGCUUAACCGAGGGCUCUCGGUUAUUGAUAGCUAUAGAUUAUUGAAAGAAGGGAAGGAGCUGACUGAAGACGAAAUCUUUCUUACUAGUGUUCUUGGUUGGUGUAUUGAAUGGCUCCAGGCUUAUUUUCUUGUUCUCGAUGAUAUUAUGGAUAACUCUGUCACACGACGUGGUCAACCUUGCUGGUUUAGAGUACCCAAGGUUGGGAUGAUUGCAGUAAACGAUGGAGUUCUUCUUAGAAAUCAUAUUCCUAGAAUGCUCAAAAAUCACUUCAAAGGGAAGCCAUAUUACGUUGAUCUGCUCGAUUUAUUUAACGAGGUUGAGUUUCAAACAGCAUCAGGACAAAUGAUUGAUUUGAUAACCACCAUCGAAGGAGAAAAAGAUCUUUCCAAAUAUGCACUAUCACUUCAUCGGCGCAUUGUACAGUACAAGACUGCCUAUUAUUCAUUUUACCUUCCGGUUGCUUGUGCACUGGUUAUGGCAGGUGAAGAUCUUGAGAAUCAUAUUGCAGUUAAGGACAUUCUUGUUCAGAUGGGUGUUUAUUUUCAAGUUCAGGAUGAUUAUCUAGAUUGUUUUGGCGAUCCUGAAACCAUAGGAAAGGUGGGAACAGACAUUGAAGAUUUUAAAUGCUCUUGGUUGGUUGUGAAAGCUCUGGAGCUAUGCAACGACAAUCAAAAGAAGUUAUUACAUGAGGCUUAUGGGAAACCAGACCCAGAAAAUGUGGCCAAAGUAAAGGCCAUCUACAAGGAUCUCGAUCUUCAGGGUGUAUUUGCAGAGUAUGAGAGUCAGAGCUAUGCUAAACUGAAUGCCUCCAUUGAAGCUCAACCCAGCAAAGCAAUUCAAGCGGUUCUCAAGUCUUUCUUGGGUAAAAUAUACAAGCGCCAGAAGUGAGCUACUCGUAGACUUCUGCUCCCUUGGAUUUGGCUUCAUCAUGCUCUUAUUUCUUAGUAAGCUUGGAACGUAUACAGAUCCUUCUUACUAGCUUCUGAUUUACAUGUUUUUGGUCUCGAAAUAAGGUUCCACGACCUCUAUUCAUAACCUUGGUAUUGGAAUACUGUCUCGUUUCUGUUUUAAAAUGUUGUUAGAUUUACAAUUUGAUUUCUUGAAUAAAUAUAGAACGAUUCUCAUUUCUUA